Messenger RNA from Mytilus californianus (California mussel), 10673 nucleotides. RefSeq lists its product as uncharacterized. Bases 146 to 3079 code for a protein of 977 amino acids. Lineage: Eukaryota; Metazoa; Mollusca; Bivalvia; Mytilida; Mytilidae. The record is from RefSeq and is a predicted model, not a curated record. The transcript is spliced from 10 exons.
UUUUGGUAACAUGGCCGACAAAUUUUCCAAUCUUCUCUUUCUCAAAUUUCACAACAAUGAUGAUUCAGCAUUGAAAAAUCAUAGAGGAAACUCGGAGACAUAAAUUCUAUUUAUCUUUUAUCGAUUCCGUUAUUAACCGGAAAACAUGUCAGGUAGUUUUGAAGUUGCUGACUCUUAUGAUAAUGGAAUGUCAGAUAGCCUACCCCCUAUUGACUCUCAUAGGGUACAUGUACCAGGGUCACUUAGUGAUUUUGAUAUAGACGAUUUAGACUCGACUCAGAAUAUGUACGAGAAAUAUUUUAAUAGCUCACCUCAUUCUUUGUCUGGAAGUGAAAGAGAGUUCGAUAAUGUAGAUGCAGAAGAAGCAAUCAAAUUGUUGCGGAAACCAUUUCAGAUUCUAAAUCCUGGUCACCAUGUUGGUCGUCGCCAUUCUGAACAUGGUAACAUUAGUUUUCUUCAUUGCCGACAUGUCUUGGGCAUUGGUAAACAAUACUUGGAGCUGCGCAAGAUCCUUGAAGAAAGAGCAAGACUUGAAUUCUUACGUGAUUGUUUGUUUAGAAUAAAAUCUGUUUCAACUUUUGUUAAAGAUUUAGAGAAUUUAGUCCAGCUUGAAUACAGAACAUUGUAUGGAAUAACACACAACUGUUUGACUGAAGCUCCAAUGAGUAAAUUAUACUGUUUGAAUGGUCUCUGUGAAGAUUUACGUGUCCAUGUUGGACACUGGAAUACCAUUAAACAACGUCUUCACACUAGCAAAUGGCUUUUACCAAUUUUGGGCCGUCUCUAUAUCGAUGUUGAACAUAUCAGAGAAAAACUAUUCCAGUUGUACAACAAUGCCAUCUACUGGAUGGAAAAGUUAAUUAUGAUUGGCUUAAAAGUUUUUGCCCAUGGUUCAUAUUCUAAUUUAACCCAUGAGAUCUUGUGGAAUGUAACAAGGGGACUUGAAGAUUUUAACAAUAUUUUGAAUGGGCUGCCUAAAGCUCGUGGGAAGACAUAUUUCAUAAGGGAACUUUUUAGUAAACAGGAAAAAAUAUUAAUUCCAAGUGCAGCUCUUUCCAAUCUCUCACGUCAUGCUGGCAUCAGCGUCAAAGCCAUACCUUUCAUCAAUGUCAUGAACAUUUUGGCAAGUGAAAGAGCUAGAUAUGCAGCUCAUCAGACACACAGAUUCUUCACAGCCAAUGACGAUUUCAUGAGAAUCUUGUUUUCUGGUAAACUUCCUUUGUACGUUUGGAAUGACGAGGUACAGAGGCGUCCAAUGUCCGCCAUACCAGGACUGGACACAUCUGAUUAUCACACUGCCACAGGAAGUACAACCAGUAUCAGUGGUGCCGUUUUAAAAGUUGGGUCAAUCAAGGCACCUGAUUUAUCUAGUGAACCUCCUCCAUUAUCAACAUUUUCUCAAAAUGAACAAACUUUUGCUGAGGCAUUUCUUCAAAUUGUUUGUCAUUCUACACACAUAUUACGUAAAAGUGAGAGUCAUUCUAAAACAAAGCACAAAACCAGUCGCACAAUCAGCAAAUUGGAUUCUGACAGACCACCAAAAGGUCCAGAUACACCAGUGCUAUCAAGAACAGAUUCUAAACGAAAGACAGUUUCUUGGGGUGAUAGUGCAGACAGUUCCAUAAAAGAUCAACUAGUCAAAAAAUAUUUGGAUGUUUUAUGGAAAGAAUUUGGAAAUGCUUUAGAGUUGUGUUUCUAUGAACAUGAUUGGGGAGCAAGAGAACAUGGACAUGAUUAUUUUAGUCUUGGAAGCAUUGUCAUUUGUAAUACUACAUUGAUAGCCAUCGUUAGAAGUAUGAUGGAAAAUGCUGGCUUAAAGGAUUUAUUUCCACCGAGCUCUGUACCAUCAUUAUUGGCAACAGCACGGAAACUUCAUGUUAUAUCAGCUUUAUCGUCAUGGGAUUCAUGUCUGUGUGAAGCCUUAGGAAACAGACUAUCAGACAAAUGUUACCCUUGUCCCCUGGCCUCAGGAGAUUACAGUACAAGGACAGGGAUGUUAUUAAGAGACACAUAUCAACCUUUGUUUAGUAUACUACAAGAAAAUAUGAAAGAUCUGUCCGAGUCUGGGAGAGAUUCCAGUGUGUUAGUACCAAAACAGGACCUAGAUCUAUGUCAUGUGACUAGUGUAAUUUGUCGUCUGCUGGCCAAUUGUCAAAUGUCACACAUGUGGUGCUUGCAAAAAGCGAAUACCUUUUUGUCCAGCUGGGCAGUAGGGAACUUCUUGUUGAUCUCACAAACUGAUCUGAAGGUUUUAGCAGAUGAAACCAAGAAGUCACUUUAUCAGGCACAUACAUUUAGUGGAAAAAAUAUAAGUCGUCAUAAACUAUGGGAACAACAGAUGAUUUCAUACCUUACUGAUGUCACCAAACACUUGGCUGAAACUAAUGAACAGAUGCAGAACCUGAGUGCAACAUCAAUGACCCUAUUUGGUGAUAACUGUAAAAAUAUGGCAAAGGAGUAUUUCCAGAAAUCAAUGCCUCUUGGUAAAGGAUGGAGGAAAAAGGGAACAGAGGUACCCAAAGAACACAGUGUAUACAUUGAGCUAGCUUUGGAAACAAUAUUAGAACCAGUAGUUGAUGGUGUCAGUAAAUUGAAAUUAACAUCACAACUCCAUGCAAUGGCUAUGGCAGUGUCAGCAGUCUGUGAAGCAUGGAAAAACUUCAUUCUAAAAGAGAAAAUUAAAUUUAGUUACCUUGGUGCCUGUCAGUUAGAACAAGACUAUAACUUUACUAGAACCUGGCUUAGUGAUAACAUUGUAAAUGAUGAUGUCAAACAAACUGUGUUAGAACUGAAUGUCUUAAAGUGUUUACAUGGUGGUGUAUUGUUACUGAAGAAACAACCAAUCAGAAGAAGUGGUGGCAGAUUUAGGGAAUGUUCUAUGGACGAUCUUAGUUGCCCAGGAAGUAAUAGUACUAGCCCAUUAGAACGCCAUACGUCAUCUGUUGAAUACGAGACAAAUCCAGAUGAGUCAGACAUUCAGUAUGUGGGUAACAUUGAUGAUUGGUUGUCUCUGAGAGUACAGGGAGGAUCUAAAACCUGGAAACUGCCUUUUUGUUUAAAUCCUCCUCCAGCAGAGUGAAAGCGUUAGUAAUACAGAGAAGUUGAUCCUGACCAUGGGAAUGUACCCUUUUAACGAGAAGAGGAAACAGCUGAAUUUUACCAUGAUAAAAAAAAACAUAUGGUAUAAAUUGUAUGCCAAAAAAGCAUGUGGUACGCAUUGUUUAAUAAACACACACAUGUGGUACAAAUGUAUUACAGAAAAGCAUAUUGGGUACUAUUCGAUAAAAGAAUACCUAUGGUACAAUAUGUGUUUAAAUGUUUUCACAAUAAUCAACCCGAUAUCGUUAUGAAACAUAUCACUUUUUGUGCAUUUUUUUAAAUUAACCAUUUUAAUUAUGAAAUUAUCUGAAGCAAAUCAUGACUAAUUGAGGUAAAAUUUGUUCUUGUAUCUACUAUUUUAACUUCCAGGCACCUUUUUAUCGGUCAGUUAUUUUUUGUUAGUUUGAUAUAUACAUGGUAUAUUGCUUUUACACUACCUUUAAAAAAUGAUGAUUUUAACAGGCUAUUUUUUUUCAGUCAAAACCCAUAUCAUAUCACUUUAUUUUGAUGACUUAGACAACAGAUAUUAAUAGUAUAUCAUAUCAUAUCAUGACAAUAUUUAUAAUGAUAGCUCUUUUAAUUUAUAAAAGCUAUGAAAUUAUAUCAAAAAAAACUUUCAUAAUAUAUAUAUUGGUGUUUUGUUAUGUUGUAGAACUAGUAUACAAUCAUUUAGUCAUAAAUCACUUAAGCAUUACAAGAUACAUUACCAAUUGUAUUUGGGCAUUAAUAUUUAUUUAUGAUUUCGUCACCCAAAAGAUUUGUGAUAAUUUAAACAGUGUUUUAUGGAAUCUGUACCAUUGACUAUGUAAUCGCUUAAAAGCCCAGGAUGUAAGCAUGACAACCUAUAUCACUCAGCCACCAAAGCUUUUAUAUUAUGAAAGGCAUACUCAUAUUCUUAUCUUAGAUCAUGAAUACUCACGGAUCUGGUUUUUGUGCAUUUAAAUCAUAGCUAUUUUAGUUGACUUUAUUGAUAGAUAAACAUUAAGAGUUUGGGCAAGACAUGCACAUUUUAGAAACUUUCAAUUAAUUCUUCGAAUGACCUGUGAUGAAAAUGCAGGAAUUUGAUGGAAUAUCUGACUGUGAUCAGUUAAUCGUUCACUAUAAAUUAUUACUAUUCUUAUAAAAAUCUUCAAUAAUUGAAGAAAAAUUGAUUUAAAAAACUAAAAUAUUACAAUUUUAACAUUAACAUAUCUUUGAUUCAAGUUGUGUAGUUCCCUCAGUCAUGCUAUAGACUUAACAGAACAUAUUCUACAACAGAAAUCUGUUAUAAAUAAUGAAGUAGUUUAAUGGUCAAUUGCUUCACAGUAACUUGUACACAUGUUAAUCAUCAUAUAUGUAAUUUGUUAUAAAAUGUAGUGCUAAUGUCCCUAAAUAUGGUGCUAAAUGGAUUGUUGAGUGUUGAAUAUAAUAAAUAAUUAUAGUCCGUUAAUCGUUCAUAGAUAUUUUUGUAAUAGCUAAUAAUUUGAUGAUUUAAGUUUUAUUAAUGAUAACAUUUCUCAUUUUGUUAAUCUGUUAGUUAUGGAUAAUAAAUCUUCAAGACAUGACAAGACAAUUUAUUACAACUGAGGCACACGUAUGGUGCUACAAUAGGGUAACACAUAUAUCCCUUUAUAUUAUAGAUCAGUUAUAAGAACCAUCUCUUUAUAUUAUAGUUCAGUUAUAGGAACUGUGCAUUUUACAAAAAAGUUGUCCAGAAGAAAUAACAAAAUCUUUUGAUUUUUUUUUUUUAUUUUGAUAUCCAAUAUGUUGCACUUUUUCAAUAUUUUGGAUAUUGUUUAAGUUGUGAAAAAUUUGUAGUUUAAAUUGUCAAAUAUUUGAAACUGCAUUUUAGAAUUUAUCAAAAUAACCAAUAUUUUAUGGAAUUUAUGAUUGAUUGUUGAUUGAUGUUUGCUUAACUUUGCCUCAGCACAAAAUGGCUAUAUCGCGGCAAUGGAAUUUAUGAAAAAUAACUUCUGAAAGGAUAUUUUUCAUUUAGAUAUGGUCAUAUAAUAUAUGUAAAGGGAAAUUAUAUCUUGUAAAAGAUUGUUAUUCCUGAUGAUAAAAAACUCAAUUCAUCAAAAUUUAACCAAUAGUAUUAGAUUGUAUAAAUUAAAUUUAUCAGAUUUUUUGCAUUGAAUAUUGUAGGAUUAACUUAUUAAAGUGUGUUAUGUAUGUGCUUUUUUGGUGCACAUCUCAUCAAAUAACCCAUUGGUUUGUCAGUUUGUUAGUCAUAUUUGUGAACAUUUUAUGCUAGAAUUUUUUUAGUUUGAUCAUUUUAUUUAGCUAGUUAUACUCAAAAGAAGAAGCUACCUCGUUUAUUAAGACUAUCAAAUCCAUGUCCCCCUACCACCAUCACCAAAUUCAUUUUUAUUUUUUUAUGAUGACAUUAGGCUUAUCAUUAAAAUCACAUUUGAUCGUCUGAGUGAAAUCCUCCCUGGUGGACUCUGAGAUAAAAAAGUUCAGAAAAACUCAUGAGAUUUGGUAAAUUUUAUUCAGAAAUUAGCUGUAUUUAGAAAAAUAAAAAAAUUCCUAAACUGGUUAAUUUGAUGCAUGUGCUCUUCAUCUGUUCAGGAAUUUUUAUAUAAAACAUUUGAUUUAUUGAUUUGAAAACAAUUUUUUUUUGUCAAAUUUUAUUUGAUUAUGCUUUCUUUAAUCACAAAAGAUUAAAGUAGUGCCAUAGUUCAUAAUUUAGUAUGGAAUGAAAAUGGCUUUUAUAGCUGUGUUUGGCUGAAAACAGUUGGUAAAAUUGUGGCCUUACCAUACUUUCUCUUUAAUUUUAGUUUAUUUGUGCAUAGAUAUUAUUUGAUAUAGUUAUCAGGUUGUAUAAAUUGAAGUCUGUCAAUUCCUAUAUAUAUGUUAGCGGCAAUAAGUGAAAUUAGGCAUUAAGCUUAAAUCCUAGGCAAUAAGAUAACGCCUAGGCAGUAAGCCUAUUGCCUAAAUAAUGUUAGGCAUUAGUCUUAAAUCCUAGGAUUUAGACUUAAAUCCUAGGAUUUAGACUUAAAUCCUGAAAAUUAUGUCCAGUCAUUAAUGUUAAUGCCUAAACUGAAAAUGGGAGAAAAUAAAAAGAAAUUUAUUCGAAGUUAAAAUACAGUUUGUACAUAAUCAAAUAAAAAGAACAGAAGUUUGAAUAUCAAUUACAUGAAAUAAAAUCAUAAGUAAAAUAUUGAUGUUAAAAAUCAUUGAAUAAAUCUCUUAAAAUAUACCGUAUGUAAACUUGUUGGAUAGUUGUCUCAUCUGCAAUCGUACUACAUUUCCUUAUUUUUAUAUUGAUAGAAACUAUGGUAUUGAAAUUUAUUUGUCACCAAUUGGCGAAGCUAUGGUACACACUAUUUUAAAGUUUUAUUUUUUUCUGUUAAUUCUUUGUUCCUCAUCCAUGUAGUUAGCAUGUCAUGAAUAUUUCCGUUUGACCACUCAGUACUACCCUGUGAUAGAUGUAUUGACUUCCAGUGAACAACAACUAGUUCUGGCCACAUAAGAAUUAAUUCAGAUAACCGUAGCUGUAAAUUCACGACCUUUGUCACGCCAAAUAUUGUGAAAACAUAAACUAAAUUAGAAGCCACCUUUGAAGCACUUUUUGACGUAAGAGCUGUAGUAAUAUAAAUUAUUUUUAAGGUGAUCUUGGUACACCAUAAGAAAUUAUAGUUUCCAUUUUACUUUGAUUGGAAAUCGAUUUAAUUAACCCGUCCUGUUCUGUAAAACUGUUUGGAUAAAACGUGUUUUACUACUACUCCCUUCCCAUGUUACAAUUUCCACAAAAUGGAAGUAAGAGUACAAUGGAAUCAUGGGAAAUGUUUACAAAGCCAUUAUUAGGUUGUUUAAUUCUACGGUCUAUAAUAUUAAUAGGCCGCUUUGGCAUAUUUCUAUGUGAUUUUUUUCCCAAUAUACCAUACAGUUUCUCUAGUUCAUGUUUGUAAUAUUUGUUUUUCGUAAAGUGUUUUGUUAUAAAUUAGGCCGUUAGUUUUCUCAAUUGAAUUGAAUUGAGCCUUUUAAAGCCGACCAUACAGUAUGGGUUUUCUCAUUGCUGAAUGCCGUACGAUUGCCUAUAAUUGCUUACAUCCACUUCAUUUGAACUUUAGUGGAUGUGUCAUGUCAAUACACCUUAUCGCUAUUUGUCCGCCAUUACUGGAUAUCACACAGGUUCCCGUAAAAUUUUGACGUCAUAAAACAAAAUAUCUGACGCCACAAUGGAAAAGUGAUUGUUGUUGACGUCAAAAGUUCAAGCGGCCGGGUCAGCCGGGAAUAGCGAUAAGGUGUAUCAUACCACAUCUCUUUAUUUUUUAUUUCCGUGAUCAUUCUCUUUUACUUUAGUUACCAGUCUUUCAAAACCCCAAUGGUAAAAAAUAUCAUACCAUUUUAAAUUGUAAUAGUCUAUUAUAGUUGCCUUAUUUUCUGUUUUUGAAAGUUUAAUCUUUGCCAAAUGGUCAUUGUACUUUUGCUUUAGAUAUAUGAUCUUUGUUUUCCCUGAUUCAAAUUUAUAUUCCGGAAAGAUUCAAGAAAUUUGUUGUUGCUUAAAUGCUAAUAAUCUAGAUAAAGAAGUGAAACUCAACCAUUGAAGAAAAAUAUCACAAAGAAAUACGAGUAAUUUUGUUGUGAAUACGAAACAAUACUAAAAAUUGAAGUUCUCUUAAAUAAGUUUAUAUUAAUUUUUGAAAUAUAAUUUUAAGAUAGUAUUUAUCAAGAAUAUUUCAAGGACUGUACAUGUAUUUGGAAGAUAAGCAAAAAUCCCAAAGUUCACUUAUCGCCUGAAAUGAUGUUUGGCAAUAGGUUGAAUAAUCAUCGUCAGAUUUCAGGAAAUAAGCUUAAUGCCUUGAAAUUUCAGGUAAUAACUUAAUGCCUAGGCGUUAGCUUAUUGCCUAGGAUUUUAAGCUUAACGCCUAAUUUCACUUAUUGCCGCUAACAUAUACAUCACCAUAUACACAUAUUUAAAUGGAUGUAAUUAAAAUUAGACAAUACUCAUAUAUGUAAUAAUAUAUUUAUUUGACAACUAAUCUAGUUUUGGUUAAGCUGUGUAAAUUCACAAUGAUGUAUUUAUGAUAUAGGUUGAAAUAUCUCUGUUGCCUUUUUCUGGUAGAAUUUAAAGUAUAUAUACUUUCUCUCUAGUGUUAAAACCUAAAGAAACUAUAGUUAACUUUGAAAUGGACAUGCAUGUGUGUAUACCAUACAGUUUGGUAGUGUGACGAGUUAAAUUAAAUAAGUCUAUAAAUAUAUUAAAGUUUAUUUUUGGGGACAGGGGAACAUAUUUUAGAUUUUUAAUUAUGCCAUUUUUAGCAGGCAUUUUAUUGAUGUGUCGCGUAAAGGAUAAAGUUAAAAGUACAAAUUAAUGAUAGGUAUGUCAGAUAAUGUAGUUAUGUCCCUUCUAUGGACAUCUCCAAUAGGACAAAUGAACACAACCUCAAAAUUAUUUGUUGUAGAAAAUUAAAACGAUGAUUAUACCGGUAAACUGAGCUUUAACAUUUUUCUUUGUUAAUUAUAAAUUGCCAUAAUUGUUAUUGUUUAUGUUAUUGUAAAUAUAAUAUUAUGUCCCCCUGUAGUAUUUUUAUUUACCUUGAAUGUUUUAUCGAUAUCAGAUCCUCUGAAAAUGUGUAUUGAUCUGGGUAUAUGAGGGUAUGGAUGACUUACUGAAUAGAAAAUAAUGGGUAAAAUGUGCAGAAUACAAGGAAAAAAGUACAUAGAAUAGAGAAAAUAGGCCCUAAAAAUGAAAAAAAGAGAAUAAUGGGGUGCUGAAAUAUAAAGAAUAGAGAAUCAGGGUAAAAAUAAAUAAAGAAUAGAGAAAAAAGGUGUAAAAAGAUGAAGAACAUUCAGACCCUCGUAUAUGGCAACAAUGAAAGUAUCACAAACUCAGUAUCAUUAUUUGAUAUUAUUACUGUAAUUAAUUUAAAGUUAUUGAGCUGAUAUAUUGUAUCAUCAUUGCUAGUUUUAAGAUGGAUUAAAAUAACCAACAAUUAAUAGUAUAGGAUUUUGUCUCUUGGUAUAGUACAUAAAAAUACUUUCAAUUCAGAAAUUUGUGCAUGCAUUUCUUAUUAUGAUUGUUGAACAACUAAUCAACAAAAAUGUGAAAUUAAUUAUUACAAUUUUGGGAAAUGCUCCAUUCAAAUGAUGCUAUCAAAAUUUAAAUCUGAUUUUAAAAAUUUUUUGAGACCUAUCCUGUCACAAUUUGAAAUUUUUUUGAAAACAUCCUAAACAAAUUCUGUAUUUACAGCAUCUUCAAUUCAAUUAAACUGCAUAUUUAUAUAAAAAUUAUUUAAAGUAUAUAAACAUUAAAAAAUCCUAUCUCUUAUAAACUUCAAAUCUGAAUAUGAAAAGAUAAUUAAUAGGUAAUAUUUAUGUAGAUUUAUAUAUUUAUAAUGUCAUCUCCAGUAUAAGUAGUUUUCUCAUGUGGAUUAUUUUAUAAUUCCUAUAUAGAACAGAUUUUCUGACUUUUAGCUUUACCUGCAAAUAUUGAAUUGAUUUUUGAGUUUUAAGCAGUCUCAGUUUCAUUCUAACUGUUUUCAUUGUUAAUGGCAACCUUUGGAUUUAAAAAUUUCUCAAAAUUGUCCUUUUCAGAUAUUGAACUUAUUUUUUGUGAUAUGUGUAAUGAUGUGUUAUGAAGUGUGUUUGUGGUUUGCUAUGGUUGCUCCACUGGUCACAUAAUAAUUGCCCAUUGUUUCUUUCCUUAGUAGCUAGAAGCAGGGACAUUCAUGUUUUUAAUGGACUUGUCAGCAUGUUUUCUAUGAUUUGUGAAGUAGUUACUAAACAACCUAUCAUAUAAUUAUGAUAAAAAUCAAAGGUUUUAUUAAUUUUUAACAAAUAAUUUAAAAGCUAGACAUACUCAUACAUGUAUAUUUUUAAUAACCCUUAAUUUAUUGGCAGAUCUGUGAUAUAUGUAAACAGUAGUUCUUCCUUUCUCUUACAAUGUAUUAAAUAUGUUGAAUGAUUAUUAUAAGCACGAUUUUAUUUUCACAAAAUUGAAAUUAACAAUUGCAACUUGGGUAUAGAUGUCUUGCCAUCUCUACAUACAGUAAAGCAGGAUUUCUUCGACAAUUGUUGCUACAGUUGACUUUUAAAGGUUUUUCACUGGUAGCCCAGUUUGUAUAAUUGAAUUCAUACUGCAACUUGAAAAAAUGUUCAACCAAUGGCUAUCUGUAAGACCAAAGCUUCUUUAUAAACAAUGAUAUUUUUUUUUAUAAGAUGUUAAAUUCAGUUGUGUUUUUUUAUGUCAAUUUUGGAAAAUGUAUUUGAUCAGGUAGAUUCUUAUGUAAAGAUAUAAAAUGAAAGUUGAAAUAUUUUUCAAUGAAAGUAAAAAUGUGGCAGCUAUUUUAUAUAAGUUUUAGAUAGAUCUGUUUUAAAAUGCUGCUAAAUAAUUUAGUAAAUUUGCAACAACACUAAUUUGCUGUUUUCAACAUUUGGAUUUAGUUUAUAUGCAAGAACAACCCUCAUGUGUCAGUUGUGGGCACAGUGCAUGCUUGAAAAAAAAAUGGUAUUUUUUGUGUGAAGUGCUAUAUUGUGAAGAUUUAUUGUGAAUGUUUGUCAUGUCACCUUCUCCAGACUGUGUUCUUUAUUUUCCAAAAUCUGUUAGGUUGUUAUUUACAUUUUAGAAUAAAAUUUUAAUAUCAGUA